AUGCUGUCUGAUUGGUCCAGUUUGAAAAUUAGACCGGGGCCAGGUUGUUUGGAAGUGAAUGGAGAGGACUGUAGAUCAAUGUUUGUGUGAAUAAAAAUACAUAAAACAGUGAUGGAUACGUGUUUGGACAAGAAACCAGAGAGAGUGGGACCGAUUGUGGUUGACGAUUUGAGAAAGAACUUGUUUGCAGAUUUUUGUGCAAUUCCAUCUGCUCUGCCACAGGAUUCUGUAUUAUUUGAGAAAGAGCAUUUGCGUGUCUACCUCAGGAUACGUCCGUUUACCACAGCAGAGAAUGAAAGUGGUGAAUCUCAGGAAUGUGUCUCCAUGGAGCCACCAGACACCGUUUUACUCAGGGCACCUAGGACCUCUUUAUCAACCAGACGACAAACCAGUCACUCAGACGGUGACAAACCAGUCACUCAGACAGCCCAACGAUUUCAGUUCACCCAGGUGUAUGGCCCUGACACUACACAGAGGCAGAUGUUUGAUGGCACAGUGAAACGUCUGGUAAGAGAUGUUCUAGAAGGAGGGAAUUCUAUUGUCUUCACAUAUGGAGUCACCAACGCUGGGAAGACGUUCACAUUCCUCGGCCCUGAGAGUGAUGGUGGAAUUCUGCCAAGGUCUUUGAACGUGAUCUUCAACAGCAUCGAGGGCAGAGUCUACACACAGAACAACGUCAAACCACAUCGAUGCAGAGACUUCACCAGGCUCACAAAGGACCAGCAGGAUGAAGAGACUACAAAUAAGCUAAACCUCAUGAGACUGUCAAAGGAGAGUGGUUUUCUGAAAAGUACGAUGAGCUCCACAUGCAGGUCAACAAUACUGGAGGGUUCCUCCUUAAGCGACAUCAGUGAUCAGGGGGAAGGAGACAGUUUCUGCCUGGACGUGGACUCCCACACUAAAUACUCAGUGUGGGUGUCCUUCUGUGAAAUCUACAAUGAGAACAUCCACGACCUACUGGAGCCCAUUCCUAAUGGGUCACAUAGGCGAACCGUCCUUCGGCUGUCACAGGACAUCAAAGGCAACACCUUUGUGAAAGCUCUAAAGUGGGUUCAAGUAAACAAUUCCGAGGAGGCGUACAAAGUUAUGAAGAUCGGAAAGAAGAACCAGAGUUUCUCCUGCACGAAGCUCAACAACGUCUCCAGCAGAAGCCAUAGCAUAUUCUCAGUUCGGAUCUUGCGUAUUGAAGAUGUUGGUGUACCCAGAGUCCACACAAUUAGCGAAUUGUCGUUGUGUGAUCUGGCUGGAUCGGAGAGAUCUGGAAGGACUCAGAAUAAAGGAGUGCAGUUAAAAGAGGCUGGCAACAUCAACACCUCAUUGCUGAUUCUGGGCAAAUGCAUCAACGCUCUGAGGCUCAACCAACAAGCCAAGUUCCGACAACAUGUGCCCUUCAGAGAGAGCAAGCUCACACACUACCUCCAGGGGUUUUUUUCUGGUAGAGGGAAAGCUUGCAUGAUCGUCAACAUCAACCAAUGCGCCUCCAUGUAUGACGAGACGCUCAAUGUCCUCAAGUUCUCCGCCGUCGCCCAAAAGGUGGUGGUCCUCAACACCAAACCAGUCCUUGCCAUUGCCCCAAAGAUAUCUGCCAGAGAGGUGUCCCUCGUCAUCAACAAUGCUGACUGCAAAGACCUGUGGAGUAGGAGGAAGAGCUCCAUGGUGGCUUGGGAAACCACUCUGGAGGAUGUGCAGGAAGAUGAGGAUGACGAGGAAGAGGAAAGCUGUGAUGAGGGCAUGGCAGAGGAAACCAUUCUGGAGGCGGGAGAAGAGGACAAGACGGCACUUGACGAGGACUUCGACAAUGGCCAGCUUGCUCUGGUGGAGGAACGCAAUGAGAAGCUUCUGAAGGAGGAAGCUGAGAAAUUGGCUUUGGAGUCUCACAUCCGUGAAGAGGUCACCAUCGAGUUCAUGGAGCUAUUCUCCAAAAUGGAAAGUGAUUACAAGGAGCGUCUUGCCAAAGAGAGGGAGAUCACUGAGGACAGAGUGGACAAGAGGUUGGAAAUCCUGAAGAAUUUAGUGGGCAAGAGUGUCGGCGAGCGUGCAAGAGUCACUGGUGACAACGAAACGACAAAGGAGGAUAAGGUAGUGCUCUUGGAGGGGAUCGUUGACGCUAUGCGAGAUGACCUGGCUAAAAUCAGAAGGGACGCGGAGGCUGCACAGACCUGUCUGGUGGACCUGCCUGAGUCUCCUGGCACUAUGGCCAGCCUGAGGAAGCAAGUGGACGACUUAUCAGAGGAGCUCCUCAAGACCCAGCAGCAACUCAACCUCAAAACCAAUGAAAUGAGCAUUGAAAUGAAACCAUUGUGCGGGCAGCUAGAGGAAGCGAAGGAGAAUUUGGAAUCUCAGACACAGAAGUUUGAGGCCUUAAUGGAAAUCUGCCAUGAGAAAGAUGACGUGAUAACCAAGCUGCAGGAAGCAAUGGACCAGAAUAGUGAGGCUUCAACUAGGGAUAGGGCCUUGGUUGACUCCAUCAAGGAGGAGAUCCUGAGCUUGAAACAGAAUUGUAAGUGUAUGAGCCGGGACAGUCCCAGUUCUGAGGAGGGCAGAAAACGUCAUGCAGAUGUCCUGGAAGACCUUGAUGAUCAGCCUUCGCUGAAAAAAGGGAGUCUUGAGGACGAGCGUCUCAUUCUAGCAAACGAGUUGGAGAAACUCCAGGCGGAAUGUCGUCAAAAAGACAUGACCAUUUUGCAGUUAAAAGAAGACAACAAGGCGACGGUUCAGAAGUUGGAGACGGUCAAAAGAGAGAUAAAAAGAAAGAGUGAAUAUGCCGAAGAGCUCAAACGUGAGAGGGUAUCGUUUGAACAGACCGUCCAGAAGCUCAGCGACGAUCUGGAGGAGCAGACUGAUGACUGUGAAGCUGUGAUUGCCUCGCUGGAGCAAGAGAGGAAAGAGACCGCCAGGCUCUCCAAAGACAACAAAGCACUGGUCAACGGCAUCUUCCUGCUCCAGCAGACAUCACAGAAAGUGGAGUCUUCUGUGAAAACUCUCCAAACAGAACUUACCGAGCAGACUGAGAGGUCCGCCAAGGUUUCAGAGGAGCUAGAAGCAGCCAGAGCACUCCUGAAGGGUCUUGAAGACGAAUCCAACGGAAAAUCCCAAACCAUUGAAUCCUUGACCUUGGAAACUGAACGGCUCCGGAAGGAAGCAGAGGAACUGAAGGUCUCUUCUGCACAGAGGAACAACUCCAAGUUCCAUGACACCAUAGAUGCCAUGAAGAGGGAGUGUGAGAGUGUGGUGGAGAAGUCGGUCCAGAAGAGCCAGCGGAUAGCUGACCUGGAGCAGGAGCUCAACCAGGUCAGAGAGCAGCUCUCUGGACAGGAGGAACUCUGCAGCCAGCUGAGACAUGAGCUAGAGACACAGCGGUCCGAGGCCCAAUUCAAUCUACAGGCCUACGAAUUAGAGAAAGGGACUUGCAACGAAAUUAUGAAGAGUAAUGCCGACCUCAAAAAAUUGGCAGGCCACCAGAAGGAGCAGAUCCUGGACCUGGAGGCGCAGGUUCAGGCCUCUGGAGGCAGCUCUGAGAGGGUUGCGGCGUUGGAGAAGCAGCUGGCUGAGAGGGAGGCCCAGUGCGGAGCUCUGCAAGAGGGACUAGAGGAAGCUCAACGGAAACUGGAGGAGGAGGAGAGUCACAGAAAGUCUAAGGAAAAGGUGAUUGAAGACAUGCGUCUUGCACUGACAGAGCAGGAGAGGACACAGACUGAACAAGAGCGGAUUCUGGAAGCCAAGGUGAAAGAGAUUGAGGCUUUAAGUGAAGAGCUGACGAGUUUGAAGGACGGCUGCCUACAGAAAAACACAAACGGUGCCAAGUCCUCUCAUGUCCUCAACGACUGUCCCGGCGAGUGCGAGAACGUGAAGUGGGAAUGUCAGCGGACCGAAGAGCGCUUGAAGCUGCCUAAUGAACAGUAUGAGUCAGAGAGGUGGCUUGAAGAGAGGGCUAUUCUGACGGAGGUAGCCAAUGGGCCAGAGGAGGAGAAGAGCCCGUGCCUGGCCCUGGAGUUGAUGAGAGGGUGUUCAGAAGAGCUCAGUUGUAGCCAGCUGCGGACUGAAGAGGAGACCUUGCCAAAGCAGCCCUCUGAGAAAGAAGAGAGCACGGGAGGAGAGUGGCUCUCUGGUUGAGGCCCUCAAAUUAGAGAUGCAGAAACUCCAGGAGAGGAAAGCAGACAGAGAGCGCAAGCUCAGGGAGAUCAACGAGCACUCCAACUUCCAAACACAAGAGCCACAACAUCGGGGAUAGACUCAUCCAGGGCCUACAUUUUACUUUUUGGUCCACCAGUAACUCUGGCAAGUAGAUUUUAAAAUCUACCAGCCACUCAUAUUUUUUACCAGUCAAAAUAUUUUUCCCUGCUAAAAUUACACCAACAAAA
Molecule: messenger RNA, 4361 nt
Organism: Coregonus clupeaformis (lake whitefish)
Lineage: Eukaryota; Metazoa; Chordata; Actinopteri; Salmoniformes; Salmonidae
Product: kinesin-like protein KIF20B
Exons: 23
Coding region: 112-4113 (1333 amino acids)
Biological process (GO): microtubule-based movement; mitotic spindle assembly
Cellular component (GO): nucleus; spindle microtubule
Molecular function (GO): plus-end-directed microtubule motor activity; microtubule binding; ATP binding
Source: RefSeq, a predicted model, not a curated record